This is a messenger RNA of Syngnathus acus (greater pipefish), 3752 nucleotides long. Its product is annotated as NACHT, LRR and PYD domains-containing protein 3-like. Gene Ontology annotation, molecular function: protein binding. NCBI's taxonomy places the organism in Eukaryota, Metazoa, Chordata, Actinopteri, Syngnathiformes, Syngnathidae. The transcript is spliced from 8 exons. The record is from RefSeq and is a predicted model, not a curated record. The coding region runs from base 294 to 3398 and encodes 1034 amino acids.
GGCCAGGUGGUCUGACCUUUGGUUGCCACAGCGACGAGGACUUUGCCUAGACUACUUUCGAAAGGCUCUCGCUCACACGGUGAGACGAGACGACACGAAGAAGAACGUGAAGUGGAUGUUUUCUCUUGAUCAAAAGUUAACUCACACCCCAUCGAGGAGGUGAGAACACGGAGCUCACCCACGCGGUGACGCAAAUCAGAGCAACGCCAGCCAAACGACUUUACGAACCCGAAUUCCAGUACGGCCAUAAAAGAAGUCGUAAAACAGAUCUGCUGCUCCUCCAUGCGGGAAAGAUGGCUCUCGAUAACGAGAGCAAGGAGCUGCUGUGGCAUACGCUCACUGAUCUGGAGCAGGAUGACUUCAAGGUCUUCAAGUUCCAUAUGCACCUGCCCGGGAACAUUGGCCCAAACGCAGACCAGGUGGACAUCGCCGACCAGCUGGCAAAGAAGCACGGCAAGAAGGCUGUGGAGGAGACCAUCAAGAUUCUGGAGAAGAUCAACAACUACAACCUUGCCCAGAAGCUGCGCAGGGACGCGGCGCAAAUCAAAGAUGCCCGCGAGCGUGGAAGGAGCAACAUGGUGAUGGCUAGGAGGAACAAGGCCUGCGGCUUGCAUAGAACAAGUAGCAUCUUCUCAGUGGAUAACGACCAGAUCGGCAUAUUCAAGCGAGAGCUGCAAGAGAACCUGCGGGGGACUUAUGUCAACGCUCCCGUGGACGAUACGGAGCCCAACCAGCAGGAGCGUCUGGACGACGUCUACACCGAGCUCUGCAUUACCCGCGGCGGCGCCGCUCUCCCCGACAACCAGCACGAGGUCCUUCAUAUGGAGAUGUGCGGCGUGGCCAAGGAGAAGUCCAUCGAGCCGUGCGACAUCUUCGAAAGCGGGAAGCCCGUCCGCAGGCUGCUCACCGUAGGCUUCGCGGGCAUCGGGAAAACCUUCCUGGUGCGCAAGUUUGUGCUGGACUGGGCCAGCGGGAGAACCAACAGAGACGUGGACUUCAUCUUUCCUUUCACCUUCCGCGAGUUGAACUUGGAGAAGAAGAAAAGCUUUUCGCUGGCAGAGCUCAUCCGCCACUUCAUCUUGGAGAGCAAGGCCAUGAGCGUCGAGAUGCUGAACGUUAUCUUGGUCAGGCUGCAAGCCUCGGGCAAGCUCCACUUCCAAAGCAGCAGCAUCAAGAUUUUGUUUGUGCUGGACGGUCUGGACGAGUGCCGCCUCAAACUGGACCUUAGCGACAAGAGCAAGGUGGACCUGGAUGUGACCCAAGCCUACCGCGUGGAGGUUCUCCUGGCGCAUCUCAUCAAGGGGAAUCUGCUUCCAUGCGCCCGGAUUUGGAUCACCACGCGGCCCCAGGCGGCCCACGACAUCCCACCACACCUCGUGGACAGCAGAACCGAGGUGAAAGGCUUCAGCGACUCCCAGAGGCUGGACUAUUUCAGGAAGAGUUUCCCGGAGUACAUCAUCAAACACAUCCAGAAGUCCCGCAGCAUUUUCAUCAUGUGCCACAUGCCCAUCUUCUGCUGGCUCACCGCCACUGUUCUCCAAGAUUAUCUGGACACCGGAAAGGAGGUGGAGCUGCCCAAAACCCUGACCGAGGUGUACACAAAGUUCCUGCUCUAUCACCUGGAAAAGUCAAAGAAGCGAGAGAAACGGAAGAGCAUCAAGUACAUCAAAGCGCUGGCCAAGCUGGCUUUUCAGCAACUGAUGAAAAAGCAGCAGAUCUUCUACGAGAGCGACUUGCGGGAAAGCGGCUUGGAUUACCUGCAGGCUGCAAAACACUCGGGAGUCUUCACCAGGGUCUUCAAGGAGGUACACCCGCUCAAGAAGAACCAAGGCUAUACGAUGUUUCAGUUCAUCCACCUGACCAUCCAGGAAUAUCUCUCUGCUCUGUACGUGAUGAUGAGCCUGUUCCAGGACAACAAGAACGUGCUGGGUGUUUCCGAGUUGACGUUGACGCCUUGCAAGCAGAAGCCGCUCGUUCGGGUCCAUGAGGCGGCCAUCCACAAAGCCUCAGAGAGUGACGGAAACUUGGACUUAUUCCUCCGCUUCCUGCUGGGCCUGUCCUUGCAGUGCAACCAGGACCUCCUGGGUAAGCUGCUGAAGGCUCCCAAGAACUCCAGACACAGCAAAGAAGAAACGGUCAGUUUGAUCAACCAACGGAUAGAGAAGAACUCUCCCGAGGAGAACAUCAACUUGUUCUACUGCCUGAACGAACUGAAGGACGAGUCCCUGCUGGAGCAGAUCCAACAAUACCUAAGCUCGGGGCGGUUGUCCUCGGAUUACCUACCUACGGCCAUGUGGUCGGCCCUGGUCUUCUUCUUACGGUCUUCUGACAAAGCCAUGAGCUGCUUUGACCUUAAGCUCUACUCUGCGUCCGAGGUGGGGCUCCGGAUGCUGCUGCCGGUGGUCAAGGCUUCUCAAAAAUCAGUGCUCAACGACUGCAACCUGAACAAGAGAAGCUGCGAGAUGCUGGCCUCCGUUCUAAGCUCGCCCUGCAACCUGAGGGAUCUGGAUCUCAGCGACAACAACUUGUACGACGACGGGCUGGAGACGCUUGCCGCCGGACUGGCAAAGCCGCAGUGUACCUUGCAAGUUCUCUGGCUCUCGGGCUGCAUGAUCACCACGCGAGGAUGCGUUUCACUGGCCAAAGCUCUCCGGUCCAACCCCUCCCACCUCCAAGUGCUGGACCUGAGCUACAAUCACCCCGGAGAGGAAGGAAAGCAGGCCUUGGAGGCGGUCCAAAAGGAUCCUCGGUGCAGUCUGCAGACCGUCUGCCUGGACUACAGCGGCAAAGAACGUUUGAUUCCCGGUGUCGAGAAAUAUUGGUGCGGACCCACGUUGGAUUCCGACACGGCUCACAACUGCCUCCAAAUGUCAGAGCAUGGCAAGAAGGUGACGGUGGUUCUGGUGGAGCAGCUCUACCCCCAAAACCCACAGAGGUUCACUCAUUGGCGUCAGGUUCUUUGCACGAGCGGAUUGAGUGGACGCUGCUACUGGGAGGUGGACGUGGAGGGGAAGGUCUACGUGGCUGUGACCUACGACGGGUUCCGGCGAGUCGGGGAGGGUGACGAUGUGUGUCUGGGCGCCUCGGAAGCUUCCUGGGCGCUGAUCUGCGAAGACGACGGCACCUACUCUGUUGGCCACCGGGAAAAGACACUGGGCCUCGCAGCUUGUCCCGCACCGGCGUCCGGAAGGGUGGGCGUGUUCGUGGACCAUCCCCGCGGCGUGCUGUCCUUCUUCGAAGUGACUUCGGGGGGGAGGAGACUUCUCCACACCUACCACGCCACCUUCACGCAGCCACUUUAUCCAGCUUUCGGAUUCGGCUUUGAUAACGGAUUUGACGGCAUCGGGAAUUCUGUGUCCAUCGCCAGUAAAGGGGCGUCCGUAUCCACCCGCUUCUAGGCGCCAUGUUCAUCCAAUGAGCAACCAACAGAGGCAGAGGGCGCCCUCGCCCAUUCACUGCACAGCACACAUUAGUCAUCGUUCGCGUUGAGCAAAGCGCACGUUAGCCUUGGCGGUGAUAUUCUCCGCUAAUGUUGACUCGUGAGUGAACGAUUCGUUCAAAAGAACACAUUUUUUCAGUGAACGAGAGUGAAUGAAUCACUUCCUAAGGUGAUUCGUUCUUUUUUCAGUUAAUAUGACUUCAACCAACAUGCAAUAACGUAACUUGUUCCACACAGUAGGUGUCAGUAAUGUGCAUUAAAGCUGGUGCCACCUCGCUGUAAAAAAAAGAUUUGCCAAAGAAAGAAAGAACCA